Molecule: messenger RNA, 252 nt
Organism: Zingiber officinale
Lineage: Eukaryota; Viridiplantae; Streptophyta; Magnoliopsida; Zingiberales; Zingiberaceae
Product: SEED MATURATION PROTEIN 1
Exons: 1
Coding region: 1-252 (83 amino acids)
Biological process (GO): seed dormancy process
Source: RefSeq, a predicted model, not a curated record
AUGGCGCACAGUAAAAAGGAGAUCAAGUACGGGACGGCUCAGGCGAAGGUAUCGGAGGACGAGGCGGUUCGGGUGGCCUACAAGCACGGCACUCCCUUGGAGACUGGUAAGAUCGCCGACUCCUGCCCAGUCGACCUCUUCGUCCAGGCUCCCCGCAUGGCCGCCGCCGCCCGCGACAACACCGAUUCCUCUAAGCCUCCCGCCACGGAUAGGGAUGUUGAUUCCAAACCAGAACAAGCUGGUCAAGAGUAA